Messenger RNA from Chenopodium quinoa (quinoa), 2797 nucleotides. RefSeq lists its product as uncharacterized. NCBI's taxonomy places the organism in Eukaryota, Viridiplantae, Streptophyta, Magnoliopsida, Caryophyllales, Amaranthaceae. The record is from RefSeq and is a predicted model, not a curated record. The transcript is spliced from 7 exons. The coding region runs from base 387 to 2546 and encodes 719 amino acids.
UUUUUGGGAAUUUUCAGAGAAUUAUCAAGCAAGUGAAGAGGAGAGAGAAGAAUUUUCUUUAUUUUUUGUGUUAGAUGAAGGAAAGGGGAUUUGUUUCCUCACCUAUUACAGGGGAAACAAUUGGGUGGAUUGGGUUACCCCUAACUAACGGUUUGUGUUACUUUAGUCGGUAACCAAACACAAUGUAACGGAAACACUAAUAUGAUUCCGUUUCCAUCCCUAUAAAAUCCCUAUACCAAACACUCCCUCAAUCUCUACCUCUUGAAUCCCUAAUCCCUCAAAACACUUCAAUCUGAGCCCUAGAGACGAAGAAAUUGUUUACCAUUCAUAAAUCAUCCGGUCUAAGCAAAUAAUCUUUUUUGCGGGAAACUACAACCCUUGAUUGCAUGGAAGAAGAGGACUCUGCUUCUACGCUUGCGUGGAGUUGGGUUAUUGAAGCCUUAGCAAAGUCUCAGCUUGUGGAUGCCACUCUUUUAUAUGAGUUGGUUUCAAAGACACCACCAUUAUUGGGUGAGUCGGGGAGAAAAGCAAGGGAAGCUACUGCCUUGAGGUGUUUAGAGGGACUCUUCAGCCCUUCUAAUGUGUCAAGUAAAAAUCAUGUUGCGUCUGACUGGUCAAAAUUUGGAUUUGAUCCAGCAGAAAGCUGCGAAGCUGCAAUUCAGCGCCUUUUACGUGAGACUUCAGGUUUUAAGGGCGCAUCGGACGAGUUGAAUUGCAAUACUGAUUCUUUCUUAAAGCACAAGAAAGCAAGUUUGCCGAAAUCUACUUUGGAACUGUUAAAGGACAUGAUUGUAGAAGAUACACAUCCACUGGCAGCAUCUUUGAAGGAGGUUAGUGGACUCGCUGUCGGAGAUCAAUGUGUGUUAGAUAUUCCCUUUGACGGUGGUGAUCCUACAUCUCCUCCAUUAAGGAGCGAUGAAGAUGAUCAUGUUGAAAAAACCAUGCUAGCAGAAGAAAAUGGGUGUUCUCCAAUAUCUGGUAUUGACAAUCAGCUUAGACAAGCCUACCUUGCAAAUGGAAAAACAUCUUCUAGGGGUGGCGUAAGUAGUAACCACACUGAUAAUCAUAUGCAAGAGCUGGAGGCUGCCUCACAUGACAUGGACAAUCUAUGCCCCCCUGGAAAGAAGCUUAAAUUGGACAAGGAGUAUGGCAUGCAGUCUAAGCAUCAGCAUUCAGCUCCUGUUGACAGCAAUCAAAUGUGUAACAAUGCAGAAGAUGGACAAUAUCAUGAAGUCAUAAGAGUUAAUGCAAUUUACGAUAGUAAAUCUUAUGGGAAAGAUGAUGAGCAGUCUAAAACGUAUGCGGAAAAUCAUGAUCAGCAACAAAUUUCACCUAAUAAUGGUAAUGCAGAAGCUGUACAAUAUCAUGAAGUCAUAAAGGUCAAUGCACAACAUGAUGGGAAAUCUUAUGGGAUAGAUGAUGAGCAGCCUAAAACGUCUGUGGAAAAUCAUGAUCAGCAACAAAUUUCACAUAAUAAUGAUGACCAUUUCCGCAAAGAGAUCGAUCUUGCCAUGAAAAACCAUAACUUCCCGAGUUCACAAUGUGUAUUAACUGGAGACUCCCUUGAAAUGACAGAGACACAGACAAAUCUUUGUAUGAAGUGCAAUAAAGAUGGCCAAUUGUUAUCUUGCAGUGCUAGCAGCUGCCCCUUAUUGUUUCAUGAGAGCUGCUUGGGUUGCUCAGCUAGCUUUGAUGAUCUGGGAAACUUUUACUGUCCGUUUUGUGCAUAUUCUCGUGCAAUGUCAGAGUAUGUUAGAGCCAAAGAAAAAGUUUCUUUAGCAAGGAAAGAGCUCUCCCUAUUUAUUGGAGGGAGGACUAGGGAUUUUCCAGAACGUGAUGGUGAUUCAUCAUCAGGGGAUGAUGUUAACCUGGGCAAACAUAAGAAUGUUGAUAAGACAGCUGAAGUGAAGAAAGCUGCUACUUUUGUAAAUCAAGCUGCUAAGUCUCAUCAGACAAGUUUGAAAGGUAAACAAUUAGAGCUAACACACUCUUCUGCCUACAUGAAUGUUAAUCGAUUUGUAAUGGCUACACAACAGCAUAUUUCUUUUCAAGACAGACAAGGUGCUGAAAUAAUUAUCCAACUUUCAAGAAACCCAUCUCAAAUAUGGAAUAAGGAUCAGGAUGAUCAUCGUUGUGAUGGUGUCAAGUUGUCUGGUGAUAAUAAUGAGCUAAAACUUCAAGGAAAACUCACUAGGUGUAAAAUUACUGAGUUUCGUGAAGAUGCUUCCUCUGAAUCAAUUAGUGAUUCAGAUGGACCACAACAAGAUAAGGGGAAUGAUGGUACCUGUUCCUUGGCAUGCCGUAGACCGUUAAGGGCAAUUCCAGGAUCUCCAGUAGGUAGACGUAAAAAGAUUCGUUGGACAGCAGAGGAGGAAGAAACGUUAAAGAAAGGGGUAGAAAUAUAUGAUCAAGGGAAUGGUCGAACCAUUCUGUGGAAAAGUAUUUUGGAAUAUGGAGAUUCUGUGUUCCGAAAGGGUCGAACUGCUGUAGACCUGAAGGAUAAAUGGAGAAAUAUUACUCGUGGGACAAGUCCUAAAGUAAAUUGAGGUUUAUCUUCUUUGAUCCGGUUUUGUAGGUAGCGCCUUUUGUAGCAAUGCUUUAGGGCCUUUCUUGGUAUAUAGUUUCUUUUGUAGCAAGACAUAGAACAUUUUGUGGAUGUAGAUAACCAAGGUUUUCCCGUGCAGACGCGCAGACGGGUCUCUUUUGUAUAUUAACCAAGACCUUUAGUAGGAUUAGUGCAGUUAUUCUCCGCAUUAUGAAGUUGUGACUUGUGAGUAAUGAAGCUGUCUUUUUUGUA